UAACACUACUGUUAAAAUAAUCACAAUAUUAUGUAACUAAUUUUUAUAAUUAAGAACUUACUUAUUAUGUGGUACAUGUUUUUUUAUAACGUUUAUUUUUAAUAACACGAUAUAUUAUAAAAUAAGUUUCAUCCGUAAAUAUCUGUAUAAACCGUUCGCCAGAUUGGUUGGUAAUCUGUGUGUAUUCGAUUCCAGUAAACUUCUUCCUAUGGACAAGACAAUGUAAAUCAAACGCGAUGUCCAAAACUUUUUAAUUUGAUAAUAGAAAAACAUUAAAAAAUAUUUCAUAACUACAAUACAUUCAGUAAUAUUUAUAAUACAUAAAUACAUUAAUAAGUUUAAAGUAUAGUUACAUGUAUAUGUAUCUAUAUACCUAGUAUUUAUUGACACAAUUUAAUUUAUCUAAUUGAAGUAUUGAAAAAUAAGUGUUGUCUUAUGUAUUGUGAAUAUAAUUUCAAAAUAUAUUAAAGGCAGAACAUUUUAUUGGAAUAUGAACAUAAACAAACAAUUGUUUACACAAUUUUCUCAUGAAUUGUGUAUAUGAUAACUAUAUUUUAAAAAUAGUAAAAUUAAAAAUUAUGUAAUAUUUUAUUUUAUAAGAAUGUAUUGUUUAUUGCGUCCUUGCUUUCAUAGAAGUUUUCGACUGAUAACAAAAAUCAAAUUGACAUACGUCUGUGUUUGUAUCGGUUUCAUUGUAUUACUUGAUUUUUUCGGGGCAUUCACACAUUUUUUUGAAAUCUCAUAUCAUACAAGUUUUGUUUACCCGUAUGAAGAAGAUGUGCAUGAAUUUGUGAGUGCAUUAAGACAUAAUGAAGAACCAAAAGUUGCACCUAUAUAUGAGUACAAUUACACAUUUGUAAUUAACAACAAACAAAAAUGUAUAGACCCAGCAUACAACAAUUAUCGUGUUGUAUAUAUAGUAAAAUCUGCAAUAGAACAUUUCGAGAGAAGACUGGCAAUUAGGAACUCUUGGGGUUUUGAAAAAAGAUUCUUUGAUGUACCUUCGAAGACAAUUUUUAUGUUAGGCGUACAUUUACAUGAUAGUGAACUUCAAGCUAAGGUUGAAACAGAGGCUAUGAAAUAUAAGGAUAUUGUACAAGCCAAUUUUACAGAUUCUUAUUACAAUAAUUCUAUUAAAACAAUGAUGGCUUUUAAAUGGUUAGUGAAAUAUUGCUCAAACUCGAAAUUUUACAUGUUUGUUGAUGACGAUAUAUAUGUUUCUGUAAAAAAUGUUUUGAGAUUUAUAAGAAAUCCAGCUAACUACCCAGAUUAUUUUAAAGAACCCAAAAAGAUUGGAGCCCAUAAAAGAGAAAUCAAAGUUUCUGACGAAGCAGAAGAAUCAUAUUUUAAAAAUACAGUUGCAACGAGGAAUAGCAAUUCUUCAAAUACAAAUCAUGUUCCUAAAAAUAUAAAAAAUACUACAAAUGAAAUUAUUUACAAAUUGACACAAAAUGAUUAUGUUAAGACAGAACAUACAGGACCUAUGUCUACUAAUGCACCUGCAGAGAUACUUAAAAGUAAAAUAAAUGUUACGAGAAAUGAUAUUGUACCAAACAGAAGAAAAAGACAAAUUUUUGAUUUUGAACUUCCAGAAGAUAUUAGAUUGUAUGCAGGCUUUGUGAUAAUAUCUUCACCUCAUCGUCAUAAAUCUUCUAAAUGGUAUGUUCCUCUUAGUGAAUAUCCUUAUCAUUUAUGGCCACCGUAUAUUACAGCUGGCGCAUAUAUAUUGUCGAAGGAAGCCCUAUUAGAGAUGUAUUAUACUAGUCUUUAUACAAAGCACUUUAGAUUUGACGAUAUCUAUUUAGGCAUAGUUGCUAAGAAAGCAGACAUUGAGCCUUUUCAUUGCGAAGAGUUUCAUUUUUCUAAAAAAGAUUAUACAAAAUUUAAUUAUAAAUAUGUAAUAAGUUCUCAUGGAUAUGGAGAUCCAAGUGAACUAUUAAAUGUAUGGAAUGAACAAAAAGCUCUUGGCAAUGCUUAAAUUCAAAAUUGUUUUUAGUACUAUUUGAAAAUUACACAGUAUUAAUAAAACAUAAUAAAUUAUUAUAAAUUAAUAAAUAUUUAUUAUACUUUAUAUAUAUUUAUUAUUGCACAUUUAUGGUCGAUAUUGUUGUUUGUCCAAGAUUGCCUUAACUAAUGCCUGGUCCAAUUUUGUAGCCUCUCUCUUAAUCAUAUUCAAUAAAAGUUGUGAACUCUCCAAAAUCUACAAUGAAUUUAAUAUUACAUUUCAUGUCUCUUGAAAAAAAAAAAUUAUAAACUCUUAAUAAAAUAUCUAUUUUAUUUGAAAAAACAUAAACAGCAAAAAGACGUACCUUUAUAUACGCAGUUUCUGUAUCGGCGAUAGUUUUAUCAUAUUCGUUUCUAACAGCUAUCCUUUUAGAUAAACUAUCAUUCAAUCGUGUUAGUUUAUAAGAUAAAUUUUCUAUUUCUCUUUGUAAAUUAUUUUUUUCUUCUUCCUGUGCUUCAAUUUGUGUUUGCAACUCUGUACGCCUUAUUUUCAUAUCCUCUAAACCUAAAAAUAUUUUGACGACUAUUACGAAGAGAUUCAAAAUAAAUGGAUUUAUAACCCUGAACGUUGUAAUUAAAAUUAUGAAAAAAAUAAUUAUUUAAAAACUGGUAAAUACAUCGUUAUCAAGUUACGAUGUAAAAUGACUAUCAAAUGAAUGAAACUUUUAAUUCGUUAGAUGUAUAAUACAUGAAUAAUUAAAAAUUUGUAGGUUAUAUGACACUUCUUACAUUUUACAAGUUCUUGAUUAUAUGUUUGUAAAGCAGCACCGUGCUGAGACAUUUCAAACCCUCCAUGCACAAAUUAAUAAUCACAAUAUUUAUGUAAUAAAAAAACGAUUUUAUUCGCUGAAAAAUUUAACUGACAAUUUACUUCAAAUAACAUGAAUACGAUUAAACAAACGUUUCAGUUUUGCCGCGAACCUCAAGAGACGCAUGCGCAUUUGUUGACAUGAAAUUAUUCACAGCAAUUUAAAAAUUCCAAUGCAUACUUAAAAUUUAUUUAGAAGUUCAAAUAUUUCACCAUAACAGAAUUAUUAAAUUAUUAAGAAACAGUAGAUUCUAGAGUCUUAUUUACAUCAAUAUUUCUGCUGCAGCCAAAAUAUUUAUAAGCGUUUAUCCAAUAAUUUUCGAAACAAUAACUACAUGGUACUCGUACGAAAAAAAUUAUCCAAAUAGAAUGUUACGGGCAUUCACAAAAACUUUCAACGUAUAACACGUAUAUGUUAAUAAAACAAUAUUUAUUAACCAUGAACUACUGCAGAAAUUUGUA
Nomia melanderi (Alkali bee) is the source of this 3274-nucleotide messenger RNA. RefSeq names its product beta-1,3-galactosyltransferase brn (gene brn). Gene Ontology annotation, molecular function: hexosyltransferase activity; UDP-glycosyltransferase activity. Gene Ontology annotation, biological process: protein O-linked glycosylation. The record is from RefSeq and is a predicted model, not a curated record. Lineage: Eukaryota; Metazoa; Arthropoda; Insecta; Hymenoptera; Halictidae. Gene Ontology annotation, cellular component: Golgi membrane.